AGUUGAUGGUGGUGUGAUAGGCUUCUCCUGGUAUUUCAACAGUUUUUUGCUUUUUUCAGUAGACAUGAAGAAGAGAGUGAUGGUCAGUGACAAAUACUACUAGUUUAGUAACCAAAACAAGAUCAAAAUUUAACAGCUCUCAAUACAGCGUAAUGGAUAUUAGCAAGUUGUCUCAGUUUCAGGUGGCUCAGAUGGAGGCGAUUCUAGGGCCUGAAUUGGAGCCAUUUGAAAACUUCAUUUCCGAUUACAUGGAGAGCUCCUCCGAGGAAGACGUUUUAGGGCCUGAAUCGGAGUCGGAGUCGGAGAACUUCAUUUCCAAUAACGCGGAGAGCUCCUCCGAGGAAGACGUUUUAGGGCCUGAAUUGGAGUCGGAGAACUUCAUUUCCGAUAAUGCGGAGAGCUCCUCCGAGGAAGACGAUUCAAUGUUCAACUUGAUCAAGCACAAUCAUCCUGAAUCCCUGGCUAUUAAGCUUUCUGGCUUUCUAAGCUCUCAUUCCCAUGACGUUGACUUCCGUGAUAACUGCAUUUGCACCCUUUACGAUUUGCUUUGUCUUGAUGAGGGCCAUACUUGGAACAAACUAAGCGUGUCAACUCAAUCCACCAUCAAGUCUAUCCUUGUUGAUAGUAUAAAGUUUGAAGAACCAAAAUCCAUCAUCAAGAAUCUAUGCGACACCAUUUCCGACCUAUGUGACAUAUUUCUACCAUCUGAUGAUAACUGGCCUGAAUUGUUGCCCUUCUUACGCCAAUGUAUUACUUCCAAUUCAAACAAGUUAAGAGACUCUUUUUUCUUAAUCUUUGCCAGGUUCUCCAAAAGCGUUUGCGAAAGAUUAGUCCCUGACAUGAAGAUCUCAUACCCAGUCUUCCUAAAUACACUGAAUGAUGAUACCCCCGAUCCUCAAGUGAGGAUCGCGGUCCUGACCACUGCGGUCAGGUUCAUUCUGUACCUCCCGAGUUCAAAUGAAAGGAAGUGGUUUCAGAAUCUAUUGCCAGCUAUGCUGAGGUCGCUGACUGACGCAGUGCGCGAUGGUGAUCAAGAUGAUGCAGCUCAGAAAAUGCUGAAUAUUUUUAUUGAGUUGGCGGAGAAUGAUCCGAGGUUCUGCAGGAGGCAGCUAGUGGAUGUAGUGCAUGACAUGUUUGAGAUAGCAGAGGCUAAUAGUUCGGCAGAGGAGACAAAGCACUUGGCAGUUGAGUUCUUGUUAACUUUGGUUGAGGCGAAGAAAAAGGCACCAGGGAUGAUGAAGAAGUUACGGUCCUUUACAAACGAUUGCUUUACAAUGAUUUUGAACAUGCUACUGGAUAUUGAGGAUGAACCUAGCUGGUAUAGCAUGGACACCAAGAAUUCGCAUGCAGGGGAAACAGAGAACUACAGUUUUGGUCAGAAGUGUUUAGACCGUUUUUCUAUUGCAUUAGGUGGCCAGACUAUUGCUCCUAUUGCCAUGGAGCAGCUGGAUGCUUACUUUGUUGCCCCUGAGUGGGAGAAGCGCCAUGCAGCUCUCAGGGCACUUACUCAGAUAGCUGAAGGAAGCUCAAAGGUGAUGAUAAAGUAUUUGGAGCAAAUAGUAAAAGCGGUUCUCCAUUCUUUCCAAGAUCCUCAUCCUCGAGUAAGAUGGGCUGCGAGUCGUGCAAUUGACCAGUUGGCUAUUGACUUCUAUCCGGAUUUACAAGAACAAUACCACAACCAAGUAGUGCCUGCAAUAGUUGCAGCUAUGGAUGAUAUUCCUCGAGUACAGGUAGCUGCAGCUUGGGCUCUUUCAGAAUUCUAUGAUUCUCAAAAGGCAGAAACUUUGAUACCUCACUUGGAUCGAACACUCAACAAACUAAUUGAACUUCUUGAGACUGACAAUCAAAUGGUUCAAAAAGCAGCAAUGCGGGCACUGAUUGAAGUAGCUGAUGUAUCUAAGAAGGAGCACUUCCUAAAGUUCUAUGAUUUUGUAAUGCCAUAUUUGAAAAAUGUCCUGGUAAAUGCAAAUGAUAAAUGUAAUCAAGAGCUUCGAAGCAGCGCGUUGCUGUGCAUAAGCUAUGUUGGAUUGGCUGUAGGCAAAGAGAAAUUCAGAGAUGACAUAGAGCAGGUCAUGGAAAUGCUCAAGUCAUUACAGGAAUUACAAGAGUCUGAUUCUAUUAUUUACAUUCUAAAGGCAUGCUACGCAAUUUGCAAGUGCAUGGGUAAGGAAUUUCUUCCUUACAUGAGUACUGUCAUGCCACCUUUGGUUGAAUAUGCUCAACUUGAGCUCGAUACAGAUUUAGAUGAAUCAGAUGAUGAUAGUAUACAUGAAGUCAAGUUUGGGGAUAAAAUAAUAAGCAUCAAAAGAAGUGACCUACUAGAGGCAAAAUCUACAGCCUGUAGCGUCAUCGAUUUAUUUGCUGAGGAAUUGGAGGAAGCGUUCUACCCCUGGAUUACCCAGGUUGCUUCAAUUUUAGUUCCGCUUCUGCAAUUCUGUAUCGAUGAUCAUGUCAGGAAAUAUGCUAUUUAUGCAAUGCCAUCCCUGUUGCGUUCUGCUAACCUGGCGGAAGAGAAAGGGGCUGCUCAAGGUGGAAUCCAGUUGGACUUCAAGCAGUUGUCUGGCGAGAUAAUACUGGCUAUGGGGGACGCUUUAUAUUUGGAGCGUGAGACAAACAUAUGUGCAAUUAUUUUGAGUGAAUUGGAUGAAUGCCUAGAGAUAUGUGGACCACUUCUCAAUGAAGAUCAGGUUCGUAGCAUCAUUGAUGUGAUAAAUCAUGUCAUUAGAGAGAGUUCACUUAGAAAAGGAGAACUCAUAGACGCAGCAAAAUUAGAAGACUUUGAUGCUGAGGUAGCUGAUUUGCUGAGGGAGGAAAGAGAGGAAGAAGAAGAAGUUUUCAGCAAUGUUGUUGACAUAUUGAUAACAUUGAUCAAAACAUUCAAGGAUGCUUUCUUGCCAUUCCAUGGUGAGCUUCCACCAGAUGUAAUGCCUACGAGGGGCAAAGAUGAAACAACCCAAGAGAGAGGAAAGCGUAUUUAUAUCUUUAGUGCCCUCGUGGAGCAUUGUGGCGAAGUAGCUCUAAAGUACUAUAAUUUAUAUCUUCCUUUUCUCUUGGACGCAAGCAACGACGACAACCCAUAUGUUAGAGAGGCUGCAGUUUAUGGACUUAGGCUUUGUGCUGAAUAUUGCGAUUAUGCUUUCAAACCGUUUAUUGGAGAGGCUCUUUCAAGGAUCAAUGUAGUCAUUACUCAUUCCAAUGCUCUUGAACCUGAGAACGUAAAGGCAUAUGAUAAUGCUGUUUCUGCACUUGGUAAAAUAUGCCAAUUUCAUCGGGAAAAUAUCGACUCAGUGCAGAUUAUUCCGGCUUGGCUGAAUUGUCUGCCUAUAAAAGAUGACGUGUAUGAAGCCAAAGCGGUUCUAGACCAGCUCUGUUCAAUGGUUGAAAGAUCAGACGCAGAUUUAUUGGGCCCCAACUAUCUGCACCUUCCAAAGAUUAUUUCAGUGUUUACAGAGGUUCUAUGUGCUGGAGGGGAUCUUGUUACAGAAGAAACUGCAAAUCGCAUGAUUCAUCUGUUGAGACAUUUUAAGGAAACACUGCCACCAGCCACGUUGGCAUCAGCACGAGCAUUGUUAUUGCCUCAGCAGGAGAUGGAAUUGAAAUCCAUUUUAUCACCUGAGGAAGAUGUUAACGUUUCAGCCGAUGCAAUGAAACUACUAGUGCUGUGAACUUGUGGGGAUCAAACAUUUUGUUGGUCAAAUGUGUAAGGUUCGGGGUUAGCUAUGGAGACCGACUCUUGCGAAAGUUUGGCUCUAGUCAAUUUCUUUCACUGUAAAUUGUUGUUAUCAAAGUUCGACUCUUGCCACUACCUUGACCAAUUCCCUCCCCCACCCGCUCGCAGUGUAAUAAACUCGGUGUAAAAGCGCAUAAAGAAAAUUGUGCCAUGGGAUAGCGUCUGUAUUCCCAAUAAAUUAUUUUGAGAGUUAGUUAUAGGAAGGGAACGAUGACCAUGUGUACUAUUAAGUUCUAAACUAUUUAUAUAUCUGUUUAGAUUUGCAGCAUAUAUGUAAUGCCAACUUUUUAAAGGUAACAGACAUAAUCCCAAUAUUCAACUACUUCACUAA
Messenger RNA from Lycium barbarum (goji berry), 4061 nucleotides. RefSeq lists its product as uncharacterized. Gene Ontology annotation, molecular function: protein binding; nuclear import signal receptor activity. The coding region runs from base 153 to 3665 and encodes 1170 amino acids. Gene Ontology annotation, biological process: protein import into nucleus. The transcript has 20 exons. Gene Ontology annotation, cellular component: nucleus; cytoplasm. Lineage: Eukaryota; Viridiplantae; Streptophyta; Magnoliopsida; Solanales; Solanaceae. The record is from RefSeq and is a predicted model, not a curated record.